Molecule: messenger RNA, 4034 nt
Organism: Colius striatus (speckled mousebird)
Lineage: Eukaryota; Metazoa; Chordata; Aves; Coliiformes; Coliidae
Product: L-threonine 3-dehydrogenase, mitochondrial
Exons: 9
Coding region: 111-1232 (373 amino acids)
Biological process (GO): L-threonine catabolic process
Molecular function (GO): L-threonine 3-dehydrogenase activity
Source: RefSeq, a predicted model, not a curated record
UCUGUCAGGUUUUGAUUGGCUUUCGAAAGAGGCAGUGUCCUAUAAAUUGCCAUCUCCAUUCUGCUUCUGCUCAGUCACCAGCUGAGGGAUAGCGUAGCUGAAGGAGGAAGAUGCCAGUUGUCAGGAACGUGAGCAAAGCUGUCAGCCAGCUGCUCCAGAGCUCUGGCUGUGGCUGUGGGGUUUCUCUCGUGCCCGUCCGAUGCAUUGGGGUCUCGCCUCGCCAAGUGGCCUCUGAUGCCAGUUUUCACUCCAUUUCUUUUGCUGAGUCCGAUCAUCCUCGGGUGCUCAUUACAGGUGGUCUUGGCCAACUUGGAGUGGGACUUGCUAAGCUUCUGAGGAAACGCUUUGGGAAGAACAAUGUGAUCUUGUCUGACAUUAGAAAGCCGGCGGACAGUGUCUUUUAUAGCGGCCCUUUUAUCUUCGCGGAUAUCUUGGACUACAAGAAUCUGCGUGAGAUUGUGGUGAAUAACCGGAUCACUUGGCUCUUCCACUACAGCGCUUUGCUCAGCGCUGUCGGGGAAGCAAACGUGCCUCUGGCCAGAGCUGUAAAUAUUACUGGUUUACACAACGUUCUGGAUAUUGCAGCUGAGCAUAAUUUGAGACUCUUUGUUCCAAGCACUAUUGGGGCCUUUGGACCUACCUCUCCUCGAGAUCCAACUCCUGAUAUCUGUAUUCAGAGACCAAGGACAAUCUACGGAGUCUCCAAGGUUCAUGCAGAGCUCAUGGGAGAAUACUACCACUACCGGUACGGCCUGGACUUCCGCUGCCUGCGGUACCCAGGAAUCAUAUCUGCUGACUCUCCUCCUGGGGGGGGAACAACUGAUUAUGCUGUCCAGAUUUUCCAUGAUGCCAUAAAGACUGGCAAAUUUCAGUGCUAUCUAAAGCCAGACACUCGUCUCCCUAUGAUGUACAUUGAUGAUUGUUUGAAAGCGACUCUGGAGGUCAUGGAGGCCCCUGCAGAGGCACUGAGCAUGAGGACAUACAACAUCAGUGCCAUGAGUUUCACUCCUGAAGAGCUGGCACAAGAGGUGCAGAAGCAUGUUCCUGAGCUCCAGGUGACCUACAACGUGGAUAAAGUCAGACAGGAAAUAGCUGACAACUGGCCAAUGACCUUUGAUGACAGGAAUGCCCGGAGGGAUUGGGGUUGGAAACAUGAUUAUGAUCUCCCCGAGUUGGUGACUACAAUGUUCAGCUUCCUUGGGUCUGACUCCAGGAUUGCUCAAGCUAACUGAAAUACUUUGUAAGAUGUUUCCAGAUUUCCACAGAGAGGACCAGCAAGAAAUGGCUAGAUUAGUUUAUCAUUUUCUUGAGUCUUAGAGCACGUCAAUUAUUAAUUUUCAUCAGUAGCACUAGAGUUGGGCAGAAACAUGCUGUAGCUGGAGUAUAUGCUAUUAGAUAAACAUCAUCUGGUACUGUCUCCAAGCACAGCACCCAGGACAGAAUUCUUGAACUUUCACACUUCAGCAGCUGGAAAAAACCCCAAAAAUACAACAAAAAAAAGCACUUACUCCUGGCUGCUGCCUCUCCCAUCAUUCCUGCUGCCUACCUCUUCUUUGGCAAACAACAUGGGACAGUACUGACAAACACAGUGUUUCAGGCAUCUCCCACCAGGUGACACAGAGUUUUCAUUUUCCUGGUGGAGGAUGUUGGGUCGUGUUAAGAUAUGAUCCUCUCUACUCUUUGCCUUACAAAAGAGGGAUCAGAAGAGCUACUUCACAUUUCCAAAUUGCAGAGGCUGUUGCAAUUCUAGUUUGGAGUCAAACUUUGGUCCAUAGUUCCUAUAUAUAUAUGUAUAUAUAGUGCUGUAUAAACAUACACUUUUUCUAAUACAUAGGGCAUACAAAGCAGCAUUACUCUUGUAAUCCUUAUUAAUGUGAAGAGUAACAGGAUUUGAAUUUUCAUUCUGCUCUAAAAACCCAGGGUUCACAUGCUAAGCUUUGUCCCGUUCUUUCAAAGUGCUGCUGCCUUCACUUUAACCUCAGAGGCAGAGCUGAAACCCAAAGAGCUGUUAUGUGGCUGUGAGUCUGGGGUGUAUUUCAAGAAGGUGAUGCCCAGGUAUGGGUUAAUUGUUAAUUGGCACUGCUUUUGGUUGUCUUGGUUGUUUGCCAGUACUACCAUGAUGACAUACCACCCGGAGAAAGUUGUAAAGGGGAGGCUGAUGAUGAAGCCUUGCGGUAGAGUCGUAUCACCCUUGGGAAUCUGUUCACUACAUUUUCCACCUGCACUGUAAGUGUAUUUGUAGAUGCUGUUUGUGUGGAACUGUCAAAUGCUUUCUGUUUUUAUUUUUCUUUAGAGAGGGACCCAGAAGCUGACAUUAUCACCUAGCUACAGUUAAGGGCUGCUCUGCUCAUUGAGUUUCGUGCAUGGGAGAUUCUGGGAUUAACAAGGCAGUGUUAGUAGAUGCAUACGAGGAAGAUAGGUCUGUUCAAAAGCUACUUAAGAGGCUUUGAGAAAUGACAAACUGGAGAGACAGCCAUUUUAGGUAAAAUAGCAGUUUCUAUGGCUGUGACUCUGAGCCAUCAGCUACUUUAGCUACAGCGUGUCUUAAGAAACAGCAUCUGGGAACUCUGGAUUUAUUUAUUUUUUUCCAAGAAAAAAAUGAUCUUUCAUCUUCAAAAUGACUGGCCAUUCCCUACAUGAAUCUUGAUAUCUUUUGGUUUGUUUUUUUUUUUCGUCCUACACAUUCCAACAACCUGUGUGGGCAAACACAUUCAAGGGGCUUUUUUAUUACUGUGUUUUCUGUGCUGACACUGUGGUCGUUGCCAGUCUCUUACACUCGCUGUAACCCUGUGGUGUUUCCUCAGUAAGUGGGCAACUGACAGGUCCAGAUUUCUGUCUCCCUGUCGAGGAUCCUGCAGGGAAUAUCUUUACUCAUGAAAGUAACCUCCAAAGGAAGAUUCUGCGGUGAAACCCAGGGAUUUUCAGUGUUUGUUAAACAUGUAUCUCUUGGUUUGGUGUCUCACCGUUUCAUCUGUUGGCAUUGCACAAGUUUCCCUGGUGUUGAGGCUCAAAAACCUCUGAGGUUGUGGCCUGUUGAAAUAUUACUUUUUAAAAAUAUUGUUUACAUUUUUGGAAAGACAAAUCUUUAAGCUUUGGCCACUGUUGUAACUAUCACAUUGCUCAAGUGUUAAUAUUUGGCCCAAUGGGUCAGCAACGUUGGCCCUCCAUUCUUAACCGAGAAGACUGCCUCAGGUUUUGUCCUCUGCCCUGCCCAAAUGGGAUCAUCUCCUAGUGCACUGUUCCACUGAGCCACCAGAUGAGGGACUUUAAUGUGAACUGAAAUGUCUUGUCCAUUUGAGUCUCUCCUAAUUCAGACCCUGGGGACUCCUCGUUGCCUCCAUUCCCUGAGACGGAAUCUCUGCACCCCAUUUCAUUCCUUCACUCAAUGUCAGGGGGUCUGCUCCCCUUAUCCUUGCUCAUAGCUUCAGUUAACACUAAGGGGAAUAAGGAACAAGAAUGUUCUUCUGCAACACUGUCCUUGGUUGUCACAUUACACAGAAGCUUUGGGUAUGGUGUUGCUGUGAAGGCCAAAUUCAAAUCUAUGGCACUUAGAAUUUCCUUUUUUUUCCCUGCCAAAAGUCACUGGCUUCAUUUAGAAGCAGCUUUUUCAGAAACUUCUGUUUUGCAAAAUCUGAAGUAAACAGUAUUGCAACUGAGAGUUGUGUGGAGGUAACAAGGAGGUGAUAACCAGGGCAUGGGGUUAGAGAUGUCUACAGAGUCUGAGUCCUGUCUGAAAUUCUUGUUUCCAACCUGUGACCAGUGUGUGCAUAUACCUAUAUUUUUUUUUCCAACCUCUCAUUUUCAUCUUUAGCUCCUGUUGUAACUUAAGUUAUGGUAUUUUCCGUAUUAAACCCAGUCUGAACUUUUGUAACCAGCCUGAAGUUUAACUUCUGGGCGGAGACUUCUCUCCUGCCAUUUGAGCAUUGUAGCUGUUACAUUACCUCUUCAGGAGAAAAAAAACCAACCAAAACUUUGUUAAUAAUAUUUUUUUCAAAUACUAAAAGUUGUGGAUGUUGCCUACUUUAAUAAAAGCC